Molecule: messenger RNA, 2729 nt
Organism: Eleginops maclovinus (Patagonian blennie)
Lineage: Eukaryota; Metazoa; Chordata; Actinopteri; Perciformes; Eleginopidae
Product: E3 SUMO-protein ligase ZBED1-like
Exons: 2
Coding region: 133-2175 (680 amino acids)
Molecular function (GO): protein dimerization activity; DNA binding
Source: RefSeq, a predicted model, not a curated record
UAGUGUUGCACGAUGUACCGAUACUUCAAAAGCACCGCGAUUCUUGGAAAUUAAAAAUGUCACGAUUCCUAAAUUUAUUAGUAUCGAUACUUCUAGAAUGUCCGUGUUCCAUAUUUGUAAGAGACAUAUUUCAUGUUGGUGUGUGCAACGCACGCUCGAGUGCCUCCCUAUGGACGUCCGUGUUUUUUCUCCUCACGCACGCAGCAAGAGGCUGCACUGCUGCUGUCAUUUAACAAACACUACAGAGAGAUGGCUGCAUGUGCGAGUGAUACUGUGGCCGCCGGUCCACGGCUGGUUGAUAAAGAUGACGCGAGGAGUGAGAUAUGGAGGUACUUUGCCUACCUUGCUGACAGUGAGGGCAAAGCUACCGAUAUGUCGAGACCUGUUUGUCGUAAGUGCUACAAACAAUUGCAAACUAAGGGAGCCAACACCUCGAACCUGGCGAAACACUUGGCCGACAAGCACGCCGAGUUGCACAAGGAGUUUAAAGACCGACAGCGGUCUGCAGCUAUGGGCUCUGGAAGAGCAACUCCUCAAAGGCAGCAGCCAACCCAGCAGCCAACCCUCCAAGCUAUGUUUGAGCAGCACAACAAGUACCCCAGGGAGUCCAAGGAGGUAAAACGGCUUAACAGGGCAGUAGCAGAAUUCAUCUGUCUGGAUCAAGUGCCAGUUUAUAUAGUGGAAAAAGCUGGGUUUAGAAACCUUAUGCAAAAUCUCGACAAAAGGUAUGACGUCCCAUCCAGGAAUUUUUUCAUGUACAAUGAAAUUCCCAAGAUGUACAAUGAAACAAGAGCGAUAAUCAGUGCCCAACUUAGUCACACACCGAAUACAUUUUUCUCCUGCACCACUGAUCUCUGGACCAGCAGAACUGUGGACACUUACAUGGCAGUAACACUCCAGUUCAUUACACAGUCCUGGGAGAUGCAGUCCUGGUGUUUAGGGUGCUCUGCAUUGUAUUCUGAUCACACAGCCGACACUCUAAAGGAAACCCUGGAGGAAAUUAUCACAGAUUCCUGGGGGCUAGACAUGGCCAAUAUGGCUGGAAUGACAACAGAUAAUGCGUCAAACAACCGCAAAGCUUUCAGUGAAUACACCUGGAUACCCUGUUUCGGGCACAAUCUGCAUUUGGCAGUGAACAAAGCCAUAGAUAUUGAUCGUGUGGCAAGCUGUCUGUCCAGGCUCCGUAAGACUGUGUCAGGCUUCUCCAGAUCAAACAAGAUGUCUAGACUGUUCAAAGACAAACAAAAGUCUUUAAAACUGCCACAACAUACAUUAAUCCAUGAUGAGCCCACCCGAUGGGGUUCCACCUAUGACAUGGUGGAACGAUUUUGUGAGCAGCAGCAAGCUGUCUCUGCGGUUCUGGCUGAGGACCGGAAGAAGUGGCACCUGAUGCCCAGAGACACAGACAUGACCACUAUAGAAAUAGUGAGGGAUGUCUUGGCUCCACUCAGUGACUUCACUGAUGCCCUGAGUGGAGAGAAAGAAACCACCAUAUCAUCAGUCCUGCCACUGAUGUGGAAAAUCAAAGCCUGCCUAAUAGAAGAGGAAGGCGACCGCCCCUUGGCCAUAGAAAUGAAGAACAAAAUUAGAGGAGAUUUUGAGAAAAGGUACGAUGACCACAACCUGCAGAUGACCCUAAACACCUCUACGUUCCUUGAUCCGAGAUUUAAAGAUACUUUUGUAACAAUGGAGGAGGAUAUCAAGAGGGAGCUGCUCCUUAAAUCUGAGGCCGUUCAGCUUCCACCCCACAGUCCAGUGGACCCUAGAGGAACAGGUGCUGCACCAAAGAGGAAUAAGAGAGACUUAAAAAGUUUGCUCUGCACCAUAACCACAGAGAAGAAAGGGGCAGAUAAUUCUGAAACGAGGCACCAUUCUCCCACACCUGCAACACCCACAGAUAGACGACUAAAUGUUGAGUUUCUUGAAUACAAACAAUUGAGAGAAAUCAGCCCUGCAGAGGAUCCCCUGGCCUGGUGGAGUCAACAUGAGGCACAACUGCCCAUCCUGGCACACUUUGCAAAGAACUAUCUUUGCAUUGCAGCAUCAAGUUGUGCUUCAGAGCGAGUCUUCAGCACAUCUGGAAAUAUCUGUAGCCCAAGACGUUCCAGGCUGACUGAAGAACAUUUAGACAUGCUAGUGUUCUUGGCCAAGAACUUAAAUAAGUGUAAGAAAUGAAUAUCUGCUGGCCAUUCUAGGGCUAAUGCUCUUAAGAGACUCAGUUUUGAGUAUAAGAGAUGCUGCAGCUAAAUUGUAUUUGUUUUUUUAAACUCAGUUGUGAGUAUAAGAGAUGAUGCAGCUAAAUUUUAUUUGUUUUUUUAAACUCAGUUGUGAGUAUAAGAGAUGAUGCAGCUAAAUUGUAUUUGUUUUUUUAAACUCAGUUGUGAGUAUAAGAGAUGAUGCAGCUAAAUUUUAUUUGUUUUUUUAAACUCAGUUGUGAGUAUAAGAGAUAAUGCAGCUACAUUUUAUUUGUUUUUUUAAAUUGAAUGCCAUUGCUUUAAUUUGUUAUUUAUGUUUAUUACUGGUAACGCUUGUGUUUCUUAUGACUGAGAUAAUGCUGCUAAAUUUAUUUAUUUUUUUACCUUGAGUGUCAUUGCUCUAAUUUAUUUUUUAUAUUUUGAUAUUUCAUAUUUUGUUCAAAUGUUUAAUAUAUCUGCUGUUCAUAUGUUCAUUUAUUAGUGUGUUAUGAUAAGAAUGUUGCCCCAGUUUUAAAAUAAAGCACAUCAAUGAUA